Molecule: messenger RNA, 414 nt
Organism: Fusarium coffeatum
Lineage: Eukaryota; Fungi; Ascomycota; Sordariomycetes; Hypocreales; Nectriaceae
Exons: 1
Coding region: 1-414 (137 amino acids)
Source: RefSeq, a predicted model, not a curated record
AUGGGCGAAAUCAAGAAAGGAACUAUCAAGCACCGCAACAAGGAGGGCACCCUCGACGCAUCAGCCCUCCUCUGGCGCGCCCUCACCUCCGAGAAACCAGAGGUCAUGUGGAAAUACAUCACCAAAGACGCCGUCCUCUGCGAACCAGACCAAAGCGUCUACUCACCCCGAACCGAGCCCGCCCUCGAAGAGUAUCUCGAGGAGCAGUACGAGCCCUGGACCGCAUACAAGAUCCACGACGAGCCAGAGUUUGUCGAGAUCGAUCUCAUGGCUUCCGCCCUCAACUAUCGUGUUACUUGCUGGAAGCUGGUCAAUGGAGAGAUGCUGGCCACUGAUGCUUGGUGCCACAGUGUCUUUCGACAAGGUCCUGGAGGAGAUUGGAAGUGCUGUCUUCACCACAUGGCCAAGAUAUAA